Pseudophryne corroboree (corroboree frog) is the source of this 5875-nucleotide messenger RNA. RefSeq names its product LRAT domain containing 2 (gene LRATD2). The coding region runs from base 273 to 1097 and encodes 274 amino acids. The record is from RefSeq and is a predicted model, not a curated record. NCBI's taxonomy places the organism in Eukaryota, Metazoa, Chordata, Amphibia, Anura, Myobatrachidae. The transcript has 2 exons.
GGAGGGGGCAGCAUGUUCCAGGAAGCUGUGGCAGACAGUACUGAGCAUUGCCUCUGUAGCGUGCAGCGGGGCUCCGGCAGUCGUAGCUGAGCAGAGCUGGGUGGCUCAGCCCGAGGUGCGGCUGUCUCUCUCCGGCACAUCACAGAGGCACCACCAGGGGCGAGAGACCUACAACAUGACCCGUCCAUGGUGCCUUCCCCUCCCAGGACUAAGCUAGUAUCGGCGGAGCCCGUUGUGUCUCCGGGCUGUGUGCCCUGCGCUGCGCUUGGGUGAUGGGGAACCAGGUGGAGAAGCUGACUCAUCUAAGUUACAGAGAAGUCCCCACUGCUGACCCCACAGGUGUGGAUAAGGAUGAUGGACCCAGGAUAGGGGUCUCCUACAUCUUCUCAGCUGAUGAUGAUGACCUGGAGGACACCGGCCAUGACCCUGACAAGCAGGGCCCUUUGCAGGAGGACCUGCAGUACGACCACUGCAAUGAGGUGGAGUGCUUGGUGUACUACAGGGAUGAGUGCGUUUAUGAGAAGGGGUUUGGAGCUGGGGAGCAGCUGAGCACCUACUCCCCGGAGAACCUGUUGAACAAGUGCAAGCCUGGGGACCUGGUGGAGUUUGUGGCCAAGAACCAGUACCCCCACUGGGUGGUGUAUGUGGGUGACUUCCAGGUGGUCCACCUGUACAGGCUGGAGAUCACCAACAGCUUCAUGACAGAUGCCAGCCAGGGCAGAAGGGGCAGGAUAGUCAACGACCAGUACAAGUACAAGCCCUUGAGCCCUGAGAUGGUGGUGCAGAAUGCCAUGGAGCAAGUAGGGGCCAAAGACCAGGAGCUGAGCUGGAGGAACUCUGAGUGUUUUGCAGCCUGGUGCCGGUAUGGGAAGAGGGAGUUCAAGAUAGGGGGGGAGAUCAGGAUAGGCAAGCAGCCCUACAGGCUGAGGAUCCAGCUCUCUGAGAAGAAGAGCCACACGCUGGAGUUCCAGAGCCUGGAGGAUCUGAUCAUGGAGAGGAGGAGGAACGAUCAGAUCGGCAGAGCAGCUGUGCUGCAGGAGCUGUCCAACCAUCUCCAUGCUGAGGAGGAGGUCAGGACUGAACACAAUGGCAACUGAUGGAUUGGAACUGAAGUGUGAGAAAUUGAGUUGCUAUAAGCCCCUUGGGCUGUUUCGGCGCAGUUUUAUUCAAAUGGCAUUGUGGAAGGAAAGCUGAUUAGUGCAGCCUGAACUUAACCCUUCCGCCAGCUCUCCUCUAUGAGGUCUACUGCAGAGACUGGAUUACACAUGUUGAGCCAAUCAAUAGAUUACAGUACAUUAUCUGGUGAAACAAUCAUUCUGAUCACAUUCUUGGUGAUAUAUACAGCGUGUCGUUAUUUAAUAUGCCGAAAUGUGGUAUGCAUUGAUUUUGCAUCUUUGGAGUCUUUUUUUUUCUUUCUUUUUUCUUUCUAUAUAUCUAUUCCCACUACCCCCCCCCCCCCCCCCCCCCCCAUAUUAAUUUGCACCAUCUUGAAUCUUUUGCUGAUUUUAAGAUCAUUUACUCAUAUUUUUUCAUUACUACAAACACUUAUGUGCUAUUGCUGUAACAUUUCCAUUCUACUAUAUUUUUUUGUUUUUCUAGAACACAAUUUUUUUUUAAUUCUCAGCCAAAUCAAGGUGUACAGCUCAAUGCAGGCGUGUAGCUUCUAUAUUUCUAUAAAAUGUGUCUUCUCCCGGGCUCCGCGUUUGCAUAAUGGUCACACUUUGUGCUCAUAAAAAUGAUUUGCACACUUUAAUUUUAAGAUGUGGACUGCUGUGCUUAGAUGGAGAUUGAGGUGGUGGGGGAACAGUUCUGUCAUCUGAGAUCUGGUGAAGAUUGCAUUGUCACAGGAAAAUGUGUCUGCAGGGAUCUGUGUACAAUGUGUUAAACCUCUCUGCAGUAGCAGCUGGCUGAGGUGUCUUGGGGGUUCCGGGCUCCCUGACACAGGUGCAGAGGGUGGUGCAGCUCUUGUUGACUAUAUUACAGGUUGCAUAAGGUCUAACUAAGACUUUGUAUCAAAGCAUUAGUAAGCAGCAUACAGUAUGUGGCUCUCUAUCCUGCCAUGAUAGACCUGCAAGGAAAUGUCUUUAUGUAGCAAAGGGCUUUUUUGGGUGGUUCUAUAUAUUUACAUAUUAUAUUAGCCAGUUCUACUAGUAACCACAAACUUUCUGGAUACUGUUGGGAAGGGGUGGGGAUGUUUAUCAAAUAUGGAGAGAGAUAAAGUACAAAACACUUCUAACUGUCCUUUUACAUGCUGUGCUAGAAAAAUGACAGACGCUGGUUGGAAAAGUAUCUCUCUCCAAGAUUUGCUAAAUCUGCCCCUUAGUGAGGAAUCUUGGCAUAAUGUGGGGCGGGUGGGGGGUCCAGGAUUGAUAAUAAGAAAUGGCUAUUGCACUUUAUUUGCAAGUGAUGAAACUAUGGCCACCAGUCCAUAAUGAUUAUACUUCUCCGAGUGUUGGGGAACCACGCCAGUCCACUCUUUUUUGUUUGUCUUAUAUUUUGGCUUGAGCUUUGCAGAGAGAGUGUGUAAUAGUCAUUUGCCGGACCUCUUCCAAGCACUACAGUAACCACAACAACUAUAUCCUAUAGGAGGGAGCAGCGUAAAGCGCCAUUAUUUGCACCAAAAAUAAAAUGAUAUUGAAUCCAAAGUCGCCGGUCUGUUGUAGACCGUCUAGGAGAAAGUGUUUACAAAAUGGAAAGAUGCCCAGUAAGAAACAAAAACACCAUUACUUACUACCUACAUCCAUCCCAGGGCAACUGGCAUUAUUUACUGUACACAUGCCAGGCAGUGCUGUGCCUAGUGAUAGUGCGUGCCCUAAAUCUCACCCACUCCCUGAUUAACUGUUCUGUGUACACUGCUUAUGCCUUAAUGUCCUUGCUCGUUAAACAUCGUAAGUAGACACCAGGGAAGUCUGCAGUUACGAGCAGACGUUUCCCCAAGCUCCUACACAUGGUGUGAUGGGAUUUGUGACCCCUCAACACUUAAGACAUGAGCAUUCUGCGCCCACUCUUUCUUCCAAGUGCAGAGACCCUAUUUAUCAUAUGUAAGGGGAUUUCCACACAUUGGACAGUUCCCUAGACCUUCACUAGAAGGCCACUAUUACUUUUCUAGUUUUGCUACGCCACUGGGACCACAAUUAUUCCAGACCUGCAGGAUACGGAGGGCUGGCUCUAUAAAUACUGAUUGACAAAAGGGGGGUGGGGUCUAUUCAUGAAGAAGUGAGCCUGUGGAGAAGUUGCCCAUGGCAACCAAUCAGCUGCUCCGUACAAUGGUAUAGUAUGCAAAUUAUAGAUGUUACUUGAAUGCUGAUUGGUUGUCAUGGGCAACUUCUCCACUGGCUCACUUCCCCACACUUUUCACUGCUUCAUGAAUAGACCCCUUAAACUGUAAAAACAAAAGAGCUGAUUGGAUGGUGGCUGUAUCUGUCCGGCCUGCGUUGCAAUUCUUGUUUUGAUGUACAGGAGAGACCUGACAGCUAUACAGAGAAGGCGUCUACAAAUGUCAGUUCUGAAGUUGGCUGUGGUCUUUAAAUUGGUGACUCUUAAGUUGACCUGUACCCGCCCUCUAGCAACUUUUUAAACCCAUUGAUGUCUCUCUCUGGCUUCCACCUGCCCUUCCUGUUUGUUAGUCACCUACGGUGAAGCAGAGUCUUUCUAUUUUUGUUUUGCCCCAGGACACAGCAGUUGUGCUGUUCUCAUUUUAUUGUAUGCAGAGAUCAACUGUUGCUGUAUCCCAUUGCAACUUGAAUAUGUAAUUUUGUCUAAAGACUUGACUUAAUGGGAGGAAGAAGCUUGCGAAAUGCAGUAUAUAACUUGAAAAAAUUGCUGGAGGGUAUGUGCAAGACAGUAAGUUAUUAGAAAAGGUGGAAAACCACAUUUUAGUGUAGUUAUCUGCGGUCUCGGGAAUACAAAGUAUAAUGCACAUUUGUAAACAAACUGUGCUUUGAUUCUGCUACAAAACUGCUACCCGCACAAAGUGAAGUGUGAGGUUCUGCAGCAGCUAUCAGCUAGCAGGUCCGAUCCUUUUCCCAGGAAACUAUAUUUUUUUAUUUUAACCCUUUAGUUUUUUAGAAUUAUGACCACCCUUAGCUGAUUUGCCCUCGGGUAGAGGUUCUCAAACACUGUCCCCCAGGCACCACAAUGGUACAGGGUUUGUUUAUCCAUGCUUGUCCACAUGUGCCUUAGGGGUCUAUUCAUGAAGCAGUGAAAAGAGUGAAGAAGCGAGCCUGUGGAGAAGUUGCUCGUGGCAACCAAUCAGCUGCUUUGUACAAUUGUAUAGUAUGCAAAUUAUAAAUGUUACGUCAAUACUGAUUGGUUGCCAUGGGCAACUUCUCCACUGGCUGACUUCUCCAUUCUGUUUCAUGAAUAGACCCCUUAGGCCCAGAUUUAUCAAUCCUUGGAGAGUGAUAAAUAGCACAGUGAUAAAGUACCAACCAAUCAGCUCCUGUCCUUUUUCAAACACAGGGGUUUAUUCAUGAAGCAGUGGAAAGUGUGGAGAAGUGAGCCUGUAGAGAAGUUGCCCAUGGCAACCAAUCAGCAUUGAAGUAACAUUUAUAAUUUGCAUACUAUACAAUUGAAUGGAGCAGCUGAUUGGUUGCCAUGGGCAACUUCUCUGCAGGUUUAUUCCUCCACUCUUUUCACUGCUUCAUGAAUAGACCCCCUAGCAUGUAACAUGGCAGUUAGGAGCUGGUUGGCUGUUACUUUAUCACCGUGCUAUUUUAUCACUCUCCAAGGCUUGAUAAAUGGAGGCCUUAAUUAGCACCUCACUCAAGUUGAUUUACCCAUCUGUGCUGAGCCAUGGAUAUACCUAAAACCUGGACUGUUGUGGUGCCUUGAGGACCGCAUUUGGGAACCUCUGUCCUAAGGUGUUAUCCAUUUUAGUUGACCCAUGCCUGUACUGAGAACUCUUGCUGUCAUCUGUUGAGUGGGUGAGAUAACAUUGUGGAGUGGCAGCUACUGCUUUCUCCAGUUCUAUGUCCCGGUUUGGUGACUGACGCUCCUUAAAAUGUGCCCAGUACUGUAACAUAGUGGUGCCAGUUGUUGUGUGUGCUGCGCCAGUUGUCAUGAGAAUGGGGUCUAUCUCUAAAUGCCUUUGGUGGUGGCACUGGCUCCUAGUGAAGUGAUGUGCUGGAUCCACUGUCUCCAGCCUAGGUGACCAUACCACAGUGGUGUCAUCCCAUGUCAUAGGCUUGGCCCAUGUUCGUUAUAAUGUGAAUGCUAAUUUCACAGGGAGAUAUUGAUAUCCGACACUCCAUUACCAAUAUUUAUGAUGCACUAUUGAUAGGCUACAUAAUAGUUAAGCACGUAAAGGGGCAGAUAUAGCAAAGCCUGGUGAGAGAUAAAGUGGAGAGAGAUAAAGUACCAACCAAUCAGCUCAUAUCUGUCAUUUGUCAAAAACAUGUUAAGAGCUGUUUGGUUGGUACUUUAUCUCUCUCCACUAUCUCCAAGGUUUGAUGCAUCUCCCCCAAAACUGAGAUGUUCUUACUGCUUUGAAACAUUGGCCUGUUGUUAGAAGGUAGAUCACCUUCUCUUAUUACAGUUGUACACACCAGGGUUCAUUUAGCAACACCGAACUUUGGUCAUACUUGGCGCACCAGCCAGGCAGUUGCUUUUAUUGUUACCUUACGCCAGGUAGACGGAUGACAAUUGGUUGUUGUCAUACAAUGCAAACGUUGUGCGCCAGUGAGCCCUGUUGCAGCUCCAUGUUUUUUGGAAUGUAGUUCUGAAAGAAAAACAAAACUGUGGACCCUCUGUGUAGAUAUUCGUACUGAGAUUUUUCUAGCAAUCAUAUUGUUUUCUCUAUUUAAAUCUAAAUAUUUUCUUACGACUAUUUUUGAAAAGCUGCGAAAGACAUUAAAUUUUGCAAUUUAUAAACAAA